CCCCCCCCCCCGGGCUGCACGAUGGUGAUCAAUACAGUCGUGAAAUGCUUCGACAUGGCAUGCACUGGAGGGAGCUGCUGCUGGCUCUGCAGAAUAUCAUUUUAAAUUUGGUUCCAGGCAUCAGAGUCGAGGUGUAGCCAUGGAGCUCCAUCUGCUGGAAAGCAUCUUUAACUGCUCACAACUAAAAUAGGUAUUUAGAACUUUCUCUGGGCUGCCAUUGCCUGAUAAAAGCUGCCAUGGCUUUUUGUAACGAGAGCCUCCUGGAGGAGUCUGAAUUCAUGGAGCCAGGUUUGGAGCAAAAUAUGGAGAUUAUCCGAUUAGAAGAUGUGCCUCCUUUCAUGUCGGCCUCUCUCCGUGUGACCCUGGCAGCAAUAAUGAUCUUCAUGAUCACUAUUGGUUUCCUUGGCAACGCAAUUGUGUGUCUGAUUGUUUACCAGAAACCUGCCAUGCGCUCUGCCAUCAAUCUCCUCCUGGCCACGCUGGCCUUCUCGGACAUCAUGCUCUCGCUGCUCUGCAUGCCCUUCACCGCUGUCACCGUGGCAACCGCCGACUGGACCUUUGGGAGCGGGUUCUGCAGAGCCUCCAUCAUGCUGUACUGGCUGUUUGUCCUGGAGGGAGUGUCCAUCCUCCUCAUCAUCAGUGUGGACCGCUUCCUCAUCAUCGUGCAGCGGCAGGACAAGCUGACCCCACACCGAGCCAAGGUGCUGAUAGCGGGUUCCUGGGUGCUCAGCCUGUGCGUGUCCCUGCCUGUUGUAGUAGGGUGGAGGACAGGUGCAGCACGGAUGGGUAGCACCUGGGCCCCGCAGUGUGUGCUGGGAUACAGUGAGUCCAUGGCGGAUCGUGGGUACACGGUGCUUUUAGCCGUAGCAGUCUUCUUUGUUCCGUUUGCCGUCAUGUUGUACUCUUACGUGUGCAUCCUCAACACCGUGCGCCGCAACACCCUACGCAUCCACAACCACACCAGCGAGCACUCCUGCCUCCCAGCUCUGAACCAGGUCAGCAAAAUGAGACUCACCGGGCUGCAGCGGCCGCCCCAGAUCAAGGUGGACAUGAGUUUCAAAACUCGAGCCUUCACCACCAUCCUCAUCCUCUUUGUGGGCUUCUCCGUGUGCUGGUUGCCUCACACAGUGGUCAGCCUGCUGGCUGUGUUCAGCCAUCAGUUCUACUACAGCCAUCUGUUCUACCCCAUCAGCAUCGGAGCGCUGUGGCUCAGCUACCUGAAGACGGUGUUCAACCCUGUCAUCUACUGCUGGAGGAUCCGGAAGUUCAGGGAGGCCUGCCAGGAGUUCAUUCCCAAAAGCUGUAGACUCUGUCCGCGGGUGUCAGGCAGGAGCCACAGGAGAGUGAGACCCAGCAACAUUUAUGUGUGCAGCGAGAGUCAGUCGUCGGUGUAGAAGGACCAGGUUCUGGCUCCGCUUCCAGCUGCUCUGAAACAAUGAGUUCACUUUAAAACUCUUUUAAAAACAUUAACUUUCAAAUAUUCUACUUUUCUAUGUUAACAUCACACAAAUGCUCAGAGCUUGUAGAAGUUAAGAAAGGACAUAAAGAGACUGUUUACUCCAUCUCAUGAGGAGCUGCCACUGGAUAUAUCUAAGUUUUUCUGCUGUUUGGUUUUAUAAACCAACAUUUUCACUCUGUUUACUCAUUUUUGACAAACUGCUGCAUCCUUUGUUUGCUUGUGUCUAAGUUGUUGUAAACUAUGAGCUCAGUGUCUUACUAUCAAUAAGGGUGAAGAUGGGUGACGAGCUUUCUACAAAAGGUACAAUUACCUCCAGUGAGAAACAAAAAGCUGGUAAAAAGGUUAUUAAAAAUGCAAUAUUUUAUCAGCUCAAACUGUUCUUGUUUACAUGGAUUCAUAAGGAUGGUGCCUGUGAAAUAAAGAUUUAAAAUAAAUC
Molecule: messenger RNA, 1895 nt
Organism: Nothobranchius furzeri (turquoise killifish)
Lineage: Eukaryota; Metazoa; Chordata; Actinopteri; Cyprinodontiformes; Nothobranchiidae
Gene: gpr45
Product: G protein-coupled receptor 45
Biological process (GO): G protein-coupled receptor signaling pathway
Cellular component (GO): membrane
Molecular function (GO): G protein-coupled receptor activity
Source: RefSeq, a predicted model, not a curated record